AAAUGACAAAUGUCAGUUGACAGUUCGUAUCUUCUACGUGUGUAUGUAGUUAUGUGUCACACCGUGUUGCUGUUAAGAGGGACAGGGAAACAACAUAUACAUUUCUCUGUCCGUUUCAGCUCUCGAGAGAAAAUGUCCUAAAAAGGAUAGAUUUCAUUUGCAUGUGGAAAAUUGCACGAUCGUGAGAACACAGCUUAAGACAAUGGUAACAGUAAUAAUCUAGAAUGGCAACACUGUAAAUGACAGCCGUGCACUUACUGUCAAUUUGACAUUUGUCAGACUUGCCAAAAUGACGACUGCUAUCAGCGGCUUACGUUUAAUUUUCCAAUAAACACGCAGAAUUAUUGCAAUUUCGUUGUAAUUAUUAACAUUAUUUAUAAGAAUAAAUGUUAAUUAGUCUAUAGUGCGUUGAUUUUACUAACACAACAUUAAAUAUGGAUCUCCACCGGCCCGUUGAUCCAAACAAGACUUACGAGGAACUAACAUCGGAAGAAAAACUGAGAUAUGACCAUCAAAGGCUGCAUGAGCUGCAUCGGGGACAUGAGGGCAUGCACACCACCAUGAUCCUGAUUCUCAUUGGGACCCUCAUUGUAGCACAAAUCAUAGUUGUUGAAUGGAAGAAGAGGCAUUAUAGAUCUUAUGCAUUCUUCACAAUGAUAGCGAUGUGGUGCAUACCACUCAUCAUGAGUGCUCGAAGCCACUGGUGGCGGUUCGUCAUCAUCUGGAGCAUAUUCACAUUACUAACAGGGCUUGUGAUGAGAAAGAGCUCCAUUAAACCCAUGAGCGCUACUACGCCUAGACUAGUGUACAAAUGGUUCUACCUAAUCUACAAAAUCAGCUGUUGUAUCGGCGUGAUCGGCUACGUCAUUAUGAUGCUCACGUUCCUUGGAGUCAACCUACUGUUUGGUGCUAAACCUCAGUCGUGGAUGGACGUGGGAAUGGUGCUUCUGUUCUACGGGCUGUAUUUCGGCGUGCUGGGCCGGGACGUGGCCGAAUACUGCGCGGACAAGAUGGCAGCCUCUAUCGGGUAUUACACACAAGAGGGCAUACCGACGCGGCAGCUGGAAAGCGACGUGUGUGCUGUAUGCGGCGACAAACUUCUUGUAGCUGUUAAUGAGGAAGGUGUUAUUGAGAACACAUACAAGCUGUCGUGCGGGCACGUGUUCCACGAGUUCUGCAUCCGCGGCUGGUGCAUCGUGGGCAAGAAGCAGACGUGCCCGUACUGCCGCGAGCGCGUCGACCUCAAGCGGAUGUUCACCAACCCUUGGGACCGGCCGCACCUGCUCUACGGUCAGCUACUAGAUUGGCUGCGCUGGCUCGUUGCCUGGCAGCCACUCGUCAUGUUCCUCGCUCAGGGCAUCAACUGGCUCUUCGGGUUGGAGUGAGACACCAACACUUUCUACCUCACUUUCACAUGCCUUGAUAAUUAAGCUUGCGUCGCCUUACGGUCUAUAACGUACGUUUUAUUUGAUAAAAGAUACCGCAUUGUCGGUUGUGAAUAAAGAAGACUUCUAUUUUUACGUUCAAACCUUUAUUGACAGCUGUCAAAGUGGUAACUUUUGGCUGAAAACGACACAAUUAAAUUUUUAAUUUAAACCGGCUCAUACAGAAUCACACAUAAAAUAUUGGGGACUUGUCAAAUUUUAUUUUAAUUUGUAUAAGAAUUUGUAAAUAUAAUCAUAGAGAAAUAUAAGUAAAGAAAGAGUGGAAACUCCAUACAUCAGUUUUCUUAAUAAAACGCGAGUUAUUUUGUAAACAUCAGUCUAGGGUCAAGCAAAUUUAUCAGUACUGCUAGUUGACAAUAGAUGUCACGACGAACGAAAACUAAUGCUCAACAAUUUUUGGCUAAUAUUAUAACCAGAUAAACCGGAACUCUAUUUUCAACUCCCUCUCCCUCUGCUUGUAAUAUUAGUUGUAAAUUAAUUUGGCAAUACAUUUUUCGCGACACUUAUGACAUCUAGUGUCAAUUAGCGGUACUGAUAAAUCCACUACUUAACGUUUGAUGUCGACUACGAACUAACUCGCGUUUUGGUAAGAAAAAUGAUGUAUGGAGUUUCUUUACUUAUAUUUCUCUAUGCUAUUUCACUUCAGAAAAAAUGUAUGAGCGCGGUAGAACGCCCAUAUAUUAGGAGGUAUCUAGUACAGUCUCCGCACGAGAUCUGAGGAAUCGCAGGUGAUCUUUACUUGUCGCCUACCGCAGUGGUUGCACGGCCCAGGGUAUGUGUGUUCUUUCAACCGAAAAAUGUUCGGAUCUCGUGCGCAAAUUGUACAUGUAUUGCUUUCGUUUUAUCGUAUCGUAUGACAUCGUGAUUUUACCGAACGUACGUUAUAAUGUACCGUGCAAUCUUUUUGCUGUCAAGUUUCAACCGUCGUUCAUCCUUUGGUUCUCUAUUUCUUUAUUAUUUGACCCGCUUCCCGAUUUCCGAUUGAUCUGAGAUUUUUCAUACAUAUGUAAAUCGGAUGACAAUGCAGUAUUAUGACGACAUGGAGUUGAUCUGAUGAUGGUGAUAGGAAGUGGCAAAGGGAACAGUGUGAUGAAACAACGCAUACUAAUUGUGUUAGGAGUUGUUAGAAUUGUCUCAAUGAAUGUUAGUUGUCCGUGGAAAGAAAAGUACAGUCAGCGAUCAAAGCUUGUAACAAAAAUUAUAUUUCUCCAAAAACAUUUUUAAAAGUACAAUUCGUACAGGGUAUAUUAACUUUCCUUUCUUCAGAUUUAAAAGAGUAUGGAUUUCUAUGGGAAGCUGUUCUUUAACACCGAUUUAAAUAGAACAAAGUUAGAGCGUGUCAUUAUACCUACGUCAUUAUUAUAUAAUCAGGGGGCCUACCGCGAAAAUCGAAGUUCGUCAAUUGCGGGCAUUUUUCUCUGUCACUCUAAUGAGUCUUAGAGAGAGUAAAAGAGAAAAAUCCCCGCAAUUGGCGAAUUUCGGUUUUCGCGGUAGGCCUCCUGCAGUGAUCGGCAAGGACGGUGCCACAUCGCCGGAUUCCGACUAGAAAUGAAUGGACAUGACUCAGAUGCCGCGAUUUUGUUCGGAAAAGUAAUUCUAAUGAGUAUCAUUUUAAAUAAGGGUUUUUAAAUAAGGUUUUUACUCUAAAUCCCGCAGUGUGGCACCAUUCGUACCGAUCACUGAUAAAUUAAAUAAUUAUAAAAAAUUUACAUGAAUUACGACUUUGUCACACUUUGUCGUUACAAUUGCUUUGCGGGUUAUCUUGGUCCGACUAUUAUAUUGUAUCUUCCCUACUUGUUUUAUCCAUAGGAAGAACGGUGGUUGUAACAAUUGUCUCGUUAUUUUAAUUCAAUCAAUUUCAUGUAAUUUGUAUAACUUUUGAUGGGUUUACAUGAACAGUACGCCCUAAAAUGGCCUUGUUUAUAAGCUACUCGAAUAGGAACCAUAAUUUCAAAGUUUACUAAGGGCCACGGAACCUCUGCCCAAUCAUCCAUAAGGCCGAGGACUGGACAACAGCGUGCCAGUGUGGCGGCGAGCGGCCGUUCAAGGGCAGUCACACAUUGAUCUCGAAUAAAUGUAUAAACGGCCUUGAAACGCCGCUUGUCGCUCCGCUGCCCGCUGUCGUCCAGUCCGCUGCCUAACAACCACUGGAAACCAGUUUGUUGCGUGAAUGUACCCGCUGCAGAGAAAAAGUACCACCCCUGCAUAGAAAUUUGUAUGGGGUACCUUUUCUCUGCAGCUGGCGUACACUAUACAAUUGAAUAAGUUUUCCAAUGGCUGUUACGUGAUAGGGUUCCGUCCGAUAUCGUCCGGGGAACUGGUAAUCAGACAUUCAUUUUCAUUAGACAUGCCGAGGCGUUCUUAGCAUUUCUGAGUAUGCCUAAGAACACCUGAGGGAUGCCUCGGCAUCCCCAAGUAUAUCUCGGCAUGUCUGAGGGCGCCUCGGAAAUAUGCCGAAGGAUUCCUUGCCUCCCCUCUUCCCGUGCCGUUAGUGGGCGCCGGGCCUAAAACGUACUAAACUAAACAUAGAAAGCUACUGUAAACCUAACAAAACUUUUCCUACAGUAAAAUUAGCAUUAUUAUGAAAUUUGUGAAUUAUUUAUGGAAAAUAUUAGAUUUAAUUGCUCUGCAAUCCUGCUGAUAUAUGUUAAGUACCAAUGAAGACUAGUUAUGAUUUGUUUAGAUCGCGCCAAACAUUUUGUCUGUUCCGAUAUUGGUUCGCGAAGAUGUGCCGUGUUUAUAAGGUACGGUUAAGGAAUUUAAUUUCAGUACCAUUUCGUACCUUCUCACAGUGACAAUAGUAUGAACAAAGAGUAUUUGAAAUAGAGGUGUAUUGUCAAAGACUUUGUAGCGACGUUUUUUUUUAUGGUAGAGGAGGCAAACGAGCAGACGGAUCACCUGAUGGUACGCGAUUACCGCUGCCCAUGGAUACCUGCAACACCAGAUGGGUUGCAAGUGCGUUGCCGGCCUUUAAGAUGGGAGUACGCUCUUUUCUUAAACGUAACUUUACUGCCAUCUUUCGACACAUAUUUAAAACUUUUAGAACGCCAUUUGACUUUGACCCUUAUUCUUUCACUGAUAUGUGUUCAAUUUGUUAAAUAUCAAAAAGUGGCGCCAUCUAAUAGAUUUAAUGCCAAAGGACAGCAUCGUUUCGAGCGAUGGCGCCAUAACCUUUAGGUAGUGCCCAGUAAGAUGUUAAUCAUGUGUCGAAAAAUGGCAGUAAAUUUACGUGGCUACAAAGAUUUCUUUGACAAUACACCUCUAUGUCAAAUUCCGGAUCGCUUUGUUUGGCAUAAUUAUUGAAAGUCCUAAUGUAAUGAUAGUCAUAUUAUCAUUAGUCAUAACUCUGAAACCGUUGACUUUUCAGGAAUUUCCUUAGGUUAUCCUAUAGGUUAGGUUUUUUUUAUGGCAAUCCUGAAAAGUUACGCGUUUCUGAGAAAAAACGAUUGAUGGCUAACGAAAAUGCGGACAAACAAUACAUUAUGACUUAAAACUUUAUCGGGAAACAAUAGACCCUUCAAAUUCUCUUUGGUAUGAGGUCCCUAGCGACUGUUACAUUGAUUGUCACUGACAAGGUACGAAAUGAUACUGAAAUUAUAUUCUUUGACAUGUUAUUUUGUCUGCUCCAUCAUGGACACUGUUAACUGCCAAUUAAUAAACCUUAUUGCAAAGAUAUAAGGUCUGUUGUCGGUCAAUUAGGAGUGUUGCUCUUAUAACGGUCAAGGAAUUUAAUUUCAGUACCAUUUCGAACCUUCUCACAGUUAGCAUGAGGUCUCUUGCGAAUUUCAUAUUGGUUGUCACCGUGACAAAGUUCGAAAUAAUACGGAAAUUAAAUUCUUGAACUGUACAGUUUUCUGUAAAGUCGCUAUCAGAUAUAUCGGAUAAGGUGCUCACAAAUAUCUGAACACGCCUUUAUUGACAAGGCGCUAGAGUGCGUGUUCAGAUUUUUUUGAGCACUUUGAUCGCUCCGCUAUAUUUGGCGACUGUACAUUACAUAUUGCUGCUACGAAUUGUACGGUCUAACCCCCUUAUUCAUAAACGUGUACUAAAG
Molecule: messenger RNA, 5496 nt
Organism: Cydia pomonella (codling moth)
Lineage: Eukaryota; Metazoa; Arthropoda; Insecta; Lepidoptera; Tortricidae
Product: E3 ubiquitin ligase Rnf121
Exons: 9
Coding region: 435-1385 (316 amino acids)
Cellular component (GO): endoplasmic reticulum membrane; Golgi membrane
Molecular function (GO): metal ion binding; ubiquitin protein ligase activity
Source: RefSeq, a predicted model, not a curated record